Molecule: messenger RNA, 888 nt
Organism: Papaver somniferum (opium poppy)
Lineage: Eukaryota; Viridiplantae; Streptophyta; Magnoliopsida; Ranunculales; Papaveraceae
Exons: 2
Coding region: 1-888 (295 amino acids)
Molecular function (GO): RNA-DNA hybrid ribonuclease activity; nucleic acid binding
Source: RefSeq, a predicted model, not a curated record
AUGUGUCAAGAGGAGUCUUUGGAGCACAUUUUGUGGAGUUGCAGCUUUGCAGCUAGAGCUUGGAGUUGGAUUUCCGGUGUUUUUGGUCUUCUCCCGCAUCAAAAUCUGUUGGUUUCUUACAAGGCAGCUAAGAGUAGGAGCAGGAUGGUUAAAGAUCUUUGGCUUCUAGCUAUUUUGGUGAUUCGUUCUGAACUUUGGAUGACUCGCAAUGGUUUCGUCUAUGGCAAUCAAAGAGUUUCUUGGUUGUUUUUUCAAAAUAAAGUUUCCAACCAGAUACAUGAAUACUCAGUCAGGCUUAAGGGUUAUAUGUAUAAUUCUCAAGAGGAUUUACAGCUCUUAUCUUUCUUUAGAGUACGACAUAGAAGGGUUAAGCAUGCAGUUCCAAAAGAAUGCUUUUGGGAGCCUCCCGGAAGUAACGAGCUUAUGUUAUGUUCUGAUGGAGCGGCGCAUGGUAAUCCAGGGAGAGCGGGUGCUGGGGUGGUUGUUUGUGAUGCCAAUGCUAAUGUGAUAGCUGCUAUGAGCGUUGGUUUUGGAGUUCAAACCAACUAUUUGGCUGAAUUAUUUUGUAUCAUAGUUGGUUUGGAAUGGGCCAUCAAGUUUGAAAUUCAAAAUAUUUGCAUUAGAACAGACUCUAUGAGUGAUGUUUUGGUGUUCUCCGGUGACAACAAUGAAGUUCCUUGGUUUCUUCGUUCUAGAUGGAUGGCUGUGAGGGCUAGAUAUAAUAUGAUUCGUUUUGUUCACUCUUAUAGAGAAGCAAACUUUGCGGCAAAUUGUAUGGCCAAGAGGGGUUGUUUUUUGGAGGAAGGUGAAGGAUUAAGUUAUGAUAAUAGACCAGAUUUCCUUUUGUCUAUUGAGUUACCGAAUGUAUCUUAUUUUCGUUUUACUUAG